Molecule: messenger RNA, 4260 nt
Organism: Paramuricea clavata
Lineage: Eukaryota; Metazoa; Cnidaria; Anthozoa; Malacalcyonacea; Plexauridae
Source: the annotation of a GenBank genome assembly
AUGGCGAGUAACGAAAGCGUACGGGUUUGGGCAAACGGCUGUUUCGAUGUCUUUCAUUUUGGCCAUGCUAAUUUUUUACGACAAGCGAAAGUUAUGGGGGAUUAUUUGAUAGCAGGCGUACACGGCGAUUUGGACAUAGCUAAGAACAAGGCCCAUCCGGUAAUGGGCGAAAAUGAAAGGGCGAAAAUUAUUUCCGCAGUGAAAUGGGUCGACGAGGUUCAAACCGGAAUCCCGUAUGGGGAUGUUUUGAAAACGCUAAACGAACACGCGUGCGAAUUUUGCGUACACGGAGACGACAUCGCGCAAGACGCAAGUGGCUGUGAUAUUUAUUCGGAGUGCAAGGAAAACGGAAUGUUUCGCGAGUGCAAACGAACCGAGGGAAUUUCAACAACGUCGAUUAUUGAUCGAAUUUUACUCGGCAACGCCGGUGGCCAUGCUUUGGGUUGGAAUAAAACUGAGGUAGACACACACUGGCCACAUGCACCUUCCCUUUCGUGUGUAAGUAGAUCGAUUUAGCCUUUCUCACGCCGCCAUUUUUGGGGAACUAUGUAAUUUUUCGUAAACGAUUAUAACAAUGUGAAAAGCAAUAUUUCAGAACAAACUAACUAUUUACAGAGUAUAAAUUUACCAUCACACCGGCCCACACAAUUAUAAAAUGUCGCCCGGGUUACGCGUGGUGUUACGCUCGCAGAAUUGGCACAAAGUGAUUUUCCGCGGUUUCAAAACUCCCCCUCAUUUUGUUCUAUUUUAUCUAACGUCGUCAGGACAAAGCUCUCUAAGUAUCGUUUAAUAAGCUUGCGUGUUCGUGAUGAAAAUAAAUUAAUGUAAGCCCCCUGCUGUCGGUGGGUAAACAUUAUAGGUAUUAUACUUUUUAAAUAAAAACACAGCGAAUUACAGCAGAGAAACAUUGUUUUCCUGUAGCCAUGUUUCUCAAAAGUGGACAAACCAGAACACAUAACAGACAACUUGCAUGUUAGACUAAUUUUUGAUGUAGCCAAAAAAAGGUAAAUUCCCGUAAGAACUUAUUACUGAAAUUAAUAAAAUUGCAAACUUUGGUUACGAAAUGUUGUAAAAUGCGGAAAAUAUAGCCUUGCGAAGUUUGCAUAUUUUGUAUAUGUUUGUAUUACGUGCGGGAAUUGUUACAAUUUUUGAGCGAAAGUGGUAACAAUUUCCGCACGUAUAAUACAAACAUAUUACAAAAUUUGGAAACUUUGCAAGGCUAUAUUUUCCAAGCUUUAUACAACUUAGAUUAAAAUUUAGUCUAACAUGCAAAUUGUCCAUUGUUUAAUUGUUUGCCAAGCUAUUGCUCACAUUGCUAAUCGGCAGUUUGCCAUGUUUGCCAUAACGAGCAAACCAGCAAACAUUAUUUCAUAGCAAUAUUUGCCAAAUGUAUAAAACCCGUUUUUCGCUAAUUAAGCUAUUCUGUUCGCGCGAAUCGGCUUCCUCCUUUGUCGGGCAUUGCUUUUCACGUCAGCAGAAGCGACACCGACAAAGGAAAAAGUCGCUUCGCACGACGACAAAUUCGCCAAUCAGGAUACAUUGUUUUCUAGCUAUACAUUUCCCACCACAAGCCUGACAACAUUGUUGCAGAACGACGUUAAAUUCCUAGCCAUGUUUCCCAAAUAUGAGCAACGCAUGCAAGAAACAUUGUUCAAAUGACAGAAACAAGGUUUACUUGCAGAAUAAAAUUAUUUCUGAAUUGGGCAAUUAGUCAGAAAUCGACUGAUUCGAUUGCUUACUCCAUGAUGUAUAGCUAUAGCCACACACUGGCGCCAAUAUGUAGCUGGCUCUUCGUGUACAUGCACGAUUAAGUAUAAUUUGUCCUUGGGCAAUGUACAUUAGCCCCAAAUUUUCGCAUAUACUAGGGUUCGUGCAUGUGAGGAAGAGUCAAAUUCAAGGACUUUUUAAGAACAUUCAAGGCUAUGUAUCAGCAAAUUCAUGUAUUAAAUACUGAAGAAAAGUCGUUGGAAAUCAGUAAAAUGUGACGUUCAAUUGUUCAAAAAGGGCACAACGCCACAACUUUAAUUAAUUUCAAACAGCUUUGUCAGAUUCAUACAUGCAAAAUCAGUUCAACAAAAUGUCCGCUCCGAAAGUCAAAAAAUUUAAUUUCGAAAAUAUCCAUAAACUAAAGCAAGAAGAAUUUAAGGACUUUCAAGUACUUCUUUACAAAUUCAAGGCCUUCAAUUUUUGUUUUCAAAUUCAAGGGCCUUGUACUACGUACAAGGCCGGAUGAACCCCCCCCCCCCUCCCCCGCACCAGAUGGGGUGACUAACAUUUGUAAUAUUCCCAUCUAGAAUGAAAUGAAGAACGAAUGUGAACCCAGUCACGUGGAUGGCGAAGCCCAAAUCCCAAAAGAAAGCGAAAGUAACGGCAGUAGUCGACCAUUUCUUGAAAUGCCCGAAGAAUAUUACCAAGAAAAAAUCAACGAGUUUUCAUCAAAAAUCUCAAACCCAAGCCGAAAGAAGAAAAUGAUCUACACGCAAGGUGUUUUUGAUCUAUUCCACUCCGGCCACGUGGACUUUUUGGAGAAGUGUAAAACAAGCGUCGAGAACGGGUUUCUGGUUGUGGGUAUUUUAACUGACGAGGAGGUGCAUCGUGUUUACGGUAGUUAUCCCGUGACCAAUACAUACGAACGUGCCUUGGCGUUGUUGUCGUGUAAAUUUGUGGGUCAAGUGAAGAUUGGAGUGCCGUAUGAAAUCACCUCUCAAUUUGUUGAUGACCUGAAGGUAAUAUCAUUGGACUCUGGUCUAUGACACACGUAAAAACGCACAAGUUGUAACAAACCUGCAGCAGACUUGUAGCAAUGCUGUUCCGACAACUUGUCAACAGGAUGUGUUCGCACUGCUUGUUUCCAGCUUGUUGACAAUUUGUCAACGGCUUGUUGAUCGAUAACUUGCUACAAGGUUGUUGAGCUCAACAGACUUGUUACAAGUUGUUCCAACAAUUUGUUAUCGUCCUGCAAUUCAACAAUUUGUCAACAAGUUGUGAGUGACAACCUUGCAGCAACGUGAUAAAAUAACAGCAUUGUUACAACUUGUUGACAACUAUGUAUAAAAUUUACACUGCGAAAUUUCCAUCUAGAAAAUCCUUCAACACUGAGUUCAAUCGAAAAUUAGAUACCCAAAAUCGAGCCCAAAAUAUCCUGAGAGUUUCACAAAUAGUAUAUGUUUUUUUAAAAAUGUAACUUCUUCGUCUUUCUCUCUUUUAAGGUUGAAUAUGUGUGUCACGGCAGACUGUGGGAACUCCCUUCUGACCCUUACAAAGCCAUUAGAGAAAAGAACAUCUUUUGUCAAAUAGAUAGCGGAAAUGACGUCACAACUCGUACCAUUAUCGAAAGGAUUAUUCAAAGCAGGUAAAUAGAUAUAUUCAUCAUAACGUCAUAGAUAUCAAUAGAUAUCAUCACAUAUAUCAUCAUCGAUUCUAUAAGUUUAAUAAUUCUGUCGUGUUGUACCAGAUAUGUACAAACUCGAAAGGGCAUGUACAAAGGUAUGGUAUGGUAAAACUUUAUUUAAAGACGCUGGCCCCGACAGCAAUUAGCUGAUUUUAGCUGAUUUCCACGGGGGGCGUCAAAUAUUAACUAUUUACAAAAAAGAAAUAUUUACAUUGUAAAUGUUACUGGUGUGACCACAAAUAUCAUUUAGCUAUCAUUACCUCUAAUAAUAUUCUUAAAUUGGCUAACAGAUUCCGCUACCUUUGCAUCAAACGGGAGGCUAUUCCACAAUUUAGCUCCACUAUAAUUGAAACUCUUUUUAAGGUACUCUCUUUUUGGUUUAGGAAGGGUUAAAUCUGUUAGACUAUUUCUAAGAUCGUAGUUAGUUUGGCGAGUGUUUCUCAAUAUUAGAGACUCCUUAAGGUUAGGGCCGAUGUAGCCAUUCAAGACUUUGUACAACAAUAUUGAUUUAGUUGUACACCGUCUUGUCUCUAGAUUUAGUUGUACACCGUCUUGUCUCUAGAUCCGUAUGUCUGAUGAUUUCAACAUGCAGUUGUGUUUCAAGAAUUAUUCAAAAAGAAUUUUAAUUGAGAGAAUCGAGGAAAAAGUUUAAAGCAGAAUAGGCGGAAAAUUUUGUAAAUGUACACUGCAACACCUCACUAAACAACAUUGAUUUCUUUUGAAUUUUCUUCAUGAAUUAUUAACGAGUUUUACAAGAAAAUGAAGAAUCUAAAUUUUGGGGUUUUUGUAGGGAAAUGUACAGUGAAAGAAAUGCGAAGAAACCUGAAAGUCAAUUUUCAAGAGUUCGUCUUCAGGGAAACAAAUCUUGA